Messenger RNA from Lycium barbarum (goji berry), 1909 nucleotides. RefSeq lists its product as uncharacterized. The transcript has 8 exons. Bases 205 to 1584 code for a protein of 459 amino acids. The record is from RefSeq and is a predicted model, not a curated record. NCBI's taxonomy places the organism in Eukaryota, Viridiplantae, Streptophyta, Magnoliopsida, Solanales, Solanaceae.
AAACCAAAAGAAAAUAUAGCCCAAACGUGUAUUUUUCAGUCUCCUCUUCUUGCAAGAAUCAACAUAAACCGAAGCCAUUUUUGAAAAAAAAAAUUAAAAAAAUUCCUGUUUUAUUCAUUUUGAGGCUUUAUAAUUUGAGGGGUCUUCUUGUUUUCUCUUAAAGAUUGAACAUUUACAACUUUUACUUUAUUUUUUUCUUGUAAUAUGAUAGUGAGAUGGUGGCUAACAGCAGUUCAAUUAACAGAGUUGUUUGUGAGUUCUUUGGUUCAUUUGAGUUAUGGCCUUUACUUAUUUAGCACAGCCAUAGCUGGUGAUAUUUCUAAGAAUCUGAGUGACUGGAUUUUCAAGCAAAAUUUGGAAGCAGAGGAGAAAAAAGAUACUAACAGUUCAAAAAAAGAUUUGCCUCCUAUUGUGUUGGUUCAUGGAGUCUUUGGUUUUGGCAAAGGGAGAUUGGGAGGACUUUCUUAUUUUGCUGGUGCAGAGAAAAAGGAUGAAAAGGUUCUUGUGCCAGAUUUGGGUUCGCUUACUAGCAUAUACGACAGGGCGCGUGAAUUAUUCUAUUAUCUGAAAGGAGGGCAGGUUGAUUAUGGGGAGGAGCACAGUAAGGCUUGUGGGCAUUCCCAAUUUGGGCGAGUUUAUGAACAAGGGCACUACCCUGAGUGGGAUGAAGAUCACCCUAUUCAUUUAGUGGGGCAUUCAGCCGGAGCACAGGUCGUUCGAGUUUUACAACAGAUGCUGGCUGACAAGGCAUUCAAGGGUUACGAGAACACUUCAGAGAACUGGGUCUUAAGCAUAACAUCAUUAUCCGGAGCACUUAACGGGACUACUAGAACAUACAUAGAUGGAAUGCAACCGGAAGAUGGAAAGUCGUUAAUGCCCGUAUGUUUGCUCCAACUUUGCCGUGUUGGAGUAAUAAUGUACGAGUGGCUCGACUUUCACUGGCUGAAGGACUAUUACAACUUUGGGUUUGAUCACUUUAAUAUGACCUGGAGAAAAAUUGGUAUCCGGGGUCUUCUUGAUUGUCUGUUAGGGAAUGCUGGUCCAUUUGCUUCAGGGGAUUGGAUACUUCCGGAUCUUACCAUCCAGGGGUCGAUCAAGUUGAACAGCCACUUACGUACAUUUCCACAAACAUACUACUUCAGCUAUGCUACCAAACGUACCACGAAAGUGAUGGGACUUACAGUUCCUUCUGGCAUUCUAGGGAUACAUCCUUUGCUAUUCAUUAGAGUCCUGCAAAUGAGCCAAUGGCGGCAUCCUCAAGAUGUUUCUCCUCCGUAUAAGGGCUAUAGGGAUGAAGAUUGGUGGGACAAUGAUGGUGCUCUCAACACCAUAUCCAUGACACACCCUCGUUUGCCGGUUGAACACCCGAGUCGUGUUGUUGUUAAAGAUUCUGAUUGCCAGCCCUUGCAACCUGGCAUCUGGUACUACAAAAUCGUGGAAGGCGACCACAUUGUCUUCAUUGUGAAUCGGGAAAGAGCCAGAGUUCAAUUUGAUUUGAUCUACGACAGCAUAUUCGAGCGCUGCAGGAAGCAUGUCUUAAGAAAGAUUCCAGCACAGCCACACCAAGUACCUCCUCAUGAAUAGUUAGCAUGAUAUUCUCUCAUUUUUUUAUAGAAUACUGCAUUACACAUUCUUGUAUUCUUUACACACUUGACAAAAAUCUGUUUCGCAAUUGAAAUGGAUUUUGAGGUCAAUGUCUUUCUUCUUCUAUAUGUAAUUGUAGCACUUCCACUAGCUUAUAGGUUUUCCAUGGGGCAAUGUGAAUUUAGUAAGAUGUAAGUGGAUACUCAGUCCAUUGUAAAUAGAUAAAUAUAGAAUUCGAAGAAAACCGAAAACCUUCCCAUUUCACUAUGAACUCAAUGUUUCUGCGUUGAUUCAUUUUGAUCUCAAUCCAGUAUUAGUUACUCAA